Trichoderma virens Gv29-8 is the source of this 2811-nucleotide messenger RNA. RefSeq lists its product as uncharacterized. The record is from RefSeq and is a predicted model, not a curated record. Bases 1 to 2505 code for a protein of 834 amino acids. Gene Ontology annotation, biological process: regulation of DNA-templated transcription. The transcript has 12 exons. Lineage: Eukaryota; Fungi; Ascomycota; Sordariomycetes; Hypocreales; Hypocreaceae. Gene Ontology annotation, cellular component: cytoplasm.
AUGAAUUUCGACGACGAUGCCCCUCCAGACCUGGUUGAGGUCAGCGGUGGAAUCCAGGACUCAGAAGAGGGAGCCAAUAUAAAAGUGCCCAUUACCAUUGUAACAGGAUACCUCGGUGCUGGAAAGACGACAUUGUUGAAUUACAUUCUUACGGCUCAGCAUGGAAAAAAGAUUGCCGUCAUCAUGAAUGCUGUGGAUAUUGAGAAAUCUCUCACAGUCAACCAGGGCGAUAAGAGGGUAGAAGAGUGGCUUGAAGUUGGAAAUGGCUGCUUAUGCUGUUCUGUCAAAGAUACCGGCGUCAAUGCCAUCGAGAGUCUGAUGGAAAAGAAGGGAGCCUUUGACUACAUUUUGCUUGAAACAACUGGAUUGGCAGAUCCCGGCAACAUUGCACCUCUCUUCUGGGUCGACGAUGGUCUUGGCAGCACAAUCUAUCUCGACGGAGUAGUGACUCUAGUAGACGCAAAGAACAUUAUAUACAGCCUUGAUGACCCCAAGGGCAAAAUUGAGGACCACAACGAGCAUGACCACCAUGGUCCUUUGAUGACGACAGCUCACGUGCAAAUUUCGCAUGCCGAUGUUAUUGUCCUCAACAAAUCCGACUUGGUGAGCGAGGAGGAUCUAAAAAUAGUCAGGGAACGCAUCGAGUCAAUCAACGGGGCCGCCAGAAUACACGUCACGGAAAAGAGCGUCGUUCCUCAGCUUGAGGGAUUCCUUCUGGACCUUCAUGCAUACGAUCAGUUCAACGUGGCCGAGGCUAAAAGCAAGGGCCAUAGCCACCUGGAUCCUACGAUAUCAACUGUUUCCAUCCCCGUCCCAAGCCUUCGCCCUGAACAGCUGGAGGAUGUCGACCGAUGGCUACGGGCGGUUCUCUGGGACCACAAGCUGCCGGGUGCGGAAAGCGCCGUGGAAUUUGAGAUUCACCGAUCAAAAGGCCGCCUCGUUUUUAGCAAUGGCAAUGUGAAACUAUUGCAGGGGGUAAGGGAGAUAUUCGAGCUCAUCGAUGCCCCCGAUGAAGCUAACGACUCCAUGUUCUCUACAGGAGCGGUGCCGCAGUCCCUACGAGGGAUGCCAGGCGCUUUUGGAAGCCAGCAGCAACCACAACAAGGCCGAUCAGUGUCAACUCGAUUACCAAAUGGUAAAUUAGCAAACAAUGCUUCGGGCUGGGCUUUCAACGCAGCUGUGCCCAUGGGAAGUGCAGCAUUUCAAAACCAGGCUCGCCAGCUGGGCGGCAACGUCAGCUUUGCGCAAAGCUUGAGCGGGUCACAACCUGCAACACCGCUCGACCUGUCGGAAUUUCCAUCUCUAUCGAACAACUCCCAGCUUCCCAGCACGACCCAAGGAUCUAUGUGGUCUACGGCGGGCUCCAGAACCAUAAGCGGGCCAAUCCAGCGGAGUCAACCUGCACCGGGGCCUUCUCAACAGGGCGGACAAGAUGAUCUGUUUGGGCCCCCAUCCUCGCGGAUGCAGUCAAAUCAGGGUCCUUUUCGAUUCGGAGCUCAGCCAACGCAGGUCCAGCCGAACAGCGUCGACGACUUCCCUCCGUUGAAUCGGUCAUCCAACGGCGAAAUAGGCUCAGAGCGUGGUGCCAACUUGAUGUCUUCUCUGGGCUUCAGUCCGCAGAACCCUGGCUCUUCAGGGCCGAUGCCAAACAACGGAGGUAAUGGCUUACUGAACGCUCUCACAGCGACAAACCGAGCAAACGAAGUACGAUCACCGCCUGCUAUUGGCACACCAAACGGCCCUGGUAGACAGCAGCAGCAACCGCAACAGCAGCAACACGAUGGUAAGCAGAAGGCGGCCGUGUUUCGAGAAGACGAUUCCGGUAAGGCAUCAGAAGUGGCCUCGCCAGCUGCUGAGGGACGAGGAUCUCUUGGCGUGAUUGGAAGUGAAGGUCCGAAUGGAAGAUCGAUCGAGCGCAAGGAUAGCCAGGCUGCGGAGAUUGUAGAUCCCUUGGCCGGCAUGUCUGAAGUUGACAAAUGGGGCAUCAAAGGCCUACGGACGCUGAUGAACAACUAUCCCGACUACCAUGCCAUGAUAAUAGGAAUGGAUCCCAACACCAUCGGUCUUGAUUUAAGUUCCCCAGAACUGAUUUCAACCCAAAUGUACUCAUUACUCGACGACACUCCCCCGAAGCCGACGGUGAAUAUAAGUAAAUUUCGGCUGCCCGAGUGCUACAGUGUUACGAAUGUGCAGCCGAUAGAUACCAAGAUACAGAGUUUCAACGAAGAAACUUUGUUUUGGAUCUUUUACAGCUGUCCGAUGGAUGCCAAGCAGCAGAUGGCCGCAGUAGAACUACACUCUCGGAACUGGCGAUGGCAUAAGAAACUGCAGGUCUGGCUAACAAAGGACGAGCACAUGACUCCUCAAAUCUUGAGCCCGAAUCACGAGCGAGGAUACUACAUUGUAUGGGACACAACCGCCUGGCGGAAGGAUCGUCGAGAAUUCACCUUGCACUACGGAGAUUUGGAUACCUCUCUAGGACAGCCGCCGCCGGUUAUGCCAUAAGAAAUGGAUAGGAGUGAAGUGGGGAUGCUCCCUUUAGCCCGGAGAAGGAUUGCUUGCUGUUUAGGGACAUGGAAGCUUGGUCGAGCUGCUUCAUCAUUUUGGCGUUUCAGCCACAAGGACAAGGAUCGAGGAAUUAUUAUUGCUUUUAAAGGAAUGGGUUCGGUAUCAUGACGGUCCUGGAAUGCAGAGUCGGUUUUCAAAGGCACGCCGAUACUCUUAGCUUGCGAUGGUUAACAUGGGUUGCAUUUAUGAAUUAAACGAGAAAUGGCUGGCCAGAACGAGAGUGCUGCGGGCCGAUGUUUAACC